UGAUUGCACGCGGCUCGAGCUAGUGGUUCUGUGAAGAUCUUCUUUAUUGCUUUCCGAAAGCGCGAGAGAAGUAGAGGUUAGUACCUCUGUUCGUCCGUAGUUCCGUGCACGAUUCAACAGUACCUCAGCUCUAGCAUUUGAACCAACCAUCAAGUCUUAUUUAAUACUUUGCUCCUUUAGCAAAGCUAACAGCUUCUUAGCAAUCAGAAACCACUUAGUUAAGUACAAAUAAAGACAUUAAUCAUUUGUCUUAAUUUAAUGAGUACUGUGUCGUAAGUUGGUGACACUGAUAUAUGCUAAAGAAGACACAUGUCAAAGCGUUGCACAUAUUUCUAAAUAUUUCAUCUAUUUCUAGAUAAUUUUAUUAAAAUCUCUAAAAUUAGUCAUUAAGCACCAGUCCACGAACAUGAACAUUCACAUCCUAUUGCUUAAAUUAAAAACCGUGUCAUUUAUCACGGUUGUUAUUUAUGUUACCCACCUGAGCCAACAAAACGGCGGAGCUGCUGCGACAUCUACAGGCAGAAUAACCGAAGUGUUGACCCAGCGGACAUCAGAAGGCCCCCAACUGUCCAGUUGUCCAGUGAGUGAGCUAAUAGCCGAUCUUCCAGUCUGGCGAGAUGUACCCCACGGUCAAGACGUUGUACUGCGAACAGAAAACGCCAUCUGUAGCCUUGGCGCCGACUGUACAAUGACAGCCAACAGAAGAAGCACUGAAAAAGCCUCAGAAAUUAUCAUAGAGGUGCAGGAAGGCGACUGGUUAAACUUUAGGCCACUUCAAGUAAACACUGAGCAAGAGAGAAAUGAUAGUAUGGAGAUAAGAAUAACUAACUCAACUAUAGAUGGCAGUGCUAUCUGUACUGAAAUUACAUCACCUCUGGUAAUUGAAGAAUGGAGUCCUAAUACAUCAAAUACCACUCCCAUCAAGUUUGACGUCUUCUUUCCAGGAAUGAACUUUCUAAGUAUUAGCAUGAAAUCGUCAAAAUUACAAUGUGAAUUGAUGUGGAGAGUGCAGGUGACUAUGAAACCGCCAGAGUGCCGUUUGGCGCCUACCGAAACAAUUUGCUCGGGUAAAGGAACCUGUGUAGCUGAUUCAGAGAAGAAUAUUUUUACUUGUCAGUGUUGCCAAGGUUAUAUUGGUCGUUAUUGUGAAGAACGAGAUGGUUGCUAUGGUAACCCUUGCAACCAUGGUGGAUUCUGUGUUGAUAUUACUGAAGGGCUUGUUGAUACUACCUUCCAGUGUCUUUGUCCUCAUGGUUAUCAUGGACAGACUUGUGAUGACGUAGUGAAUCUUUGUGAUCGUCAGCCAUGUUUGAACAAAGCUACCUGUUGGGGGAAUCAAACGACUUACCUUUGUGAUUGUCAGCCGGGCUUUGAAGGGAAGAACUGUGAAAUAAACAUAGAUGAAUGUUUAUCAAAUCCCUGUGUGUAUGGAGUUUGUGAAGAUGGUAACAGUGGGUACAAAUGCUAUUGUUUACCAGGUUACGGAGGCGAUCACUGUGAAUUUGAAUAUGAUGAAUGUGAUUCUAGUCCGUGCAUUAAUGGCGGUGCUUGUGAGGACCUGGUUGCAGGAUACAAGUGUCACUGUGGGCCAGGAUAUAAAGGUCGCAGAUGUCAAGUGAAAGUAGAUUUGUGCCAACAUAACCCUUGCCCAAGCCCAGCGCAGUGUGUCGACAAAGGCAACAACUACAGUUGUAUCUGCCAUCCUGGAUAUAACGGGGCAGGAUGUACACAACAUUUCGACCCCUGUUACCCCAGUCCAUGUGAGAAUAGUGGAACAUGUUGGCCUAGCCUUGACUCAUUCUUUUGCUCUUGUUUACCGGGUUAUACAGGAGACAUGUGUGAAGCUCAUCUGCUACACCCAGCCAAGCCAUUAGCACACACUCAAGAAAAGACAGAAAAUCCACAAGAAGGAGCUGUGAUCGACACAGUUAACGUGUCCUUGGAUCAUGUGCACAAUAUUUAUAUUGCUGCCUCUACACUAGCUGGAGCCUGCCUAAUGGCAAUCAUUGUCGUAACUAUAUAUCAUUGUCGAGUUCAUAAGUCCUACCAACGCUUCGUCAGGAAGUCUGGCAGGUCUCGAUCCGAGAAAAUAAAGCAACAAAAAACUGUGUACGAAACGACUACGAUAGACCUAAGCGACAACUUAGACCGGCCACUAAUUGCCUGAGUGUUUCCUUUAUUCCUGAUCUACUUUCCAUCUCACCUUUUCGAGCUGACUGAUGCGAUUCAUCAUUUGUUUAUUGAAGAAGUAUUGGUCGUCUGUGUCCAAAUGUUGUCACGUAAAAAGUGAAGAAAGUACGAAGAUCAACAACGCCGUUCUCUCUCCAGAACAAUAAGACUGUUUUCAUAUACUAAAAUAAGCAUUAAAAAUUCAACUAAAAUGCCAUAGUUAGAAAGUGCAGAUCCACAUUCUAGAAUAUGUGAGUUAAAAGUAUCUGUUUGCCUUCUUCUAUACCCAUACAAACACAUGCUUUAUUGUACAAUUUUCUUUUUUACUUUCAUAAAUGUUCAUACUUUAAAUUUCGUUGUCUCGAUUGAAAAUUUACUUAAUUGUGAUUCUUUUGAGUUAAAUUCAUUUCUUAACAUAUUUAUAUUUUCAAUUCCGUCAAAAGAAACGUCUUUGUUAAACUUAUCCUGUGUUUCGAACUAAUAUUUCUCCUCUGAAUGAUAUAGAAUUAUGUAAAGCUUUCUCUGUUCUACUGAUUUUGUGUUCUGUAGAAACAAGAUUUUUUCUUUCUAAAAUCAUAAUCCUCUUUACCAUUUCAAGAUUCUAAAAUCCUUUCAAUUCCAAAGCCAUGAAGUACCCUAUUUCAAGCUACAAAAUCCUUAUGAAAGUAUAUGAUUCAAAAAUUUGCAAAAUCCACUAUAUAAUGCAUUCUAAGAUGAAAGGUCAACAGUGUUCUGUAAAUUAUUCCUAGAAUCAAAAAUCUAGAACUGUCUAAAACAUGCAUUUUAUGUACUAUGUAUACAAAUUAUUUUGCUUCUAAAAAGAUACACAGAGAUCUACAUAUGACAUGGUUCAUAGUUCAUCAUGCUCACUGGAGUCUCCGUUUCGAAUAAUUAGACAUAAAUAACGCUUUUGAUUAAGUUAAUCGAAGAGGGUUAGAAAUUGUUAGGAUGUACAGUUCAUUGGUCAACUGUUCGUUAUACAUUAUUUUACUGUUCAGCUAAUUAUUUAAUGGGCCAAUAAUAUAUGAAAUCUUAAUUUUAGAUCGUAGUGUUUCGUCCUUUGUUGUGUGAUGGACGAUGUUGAUGAUUCUUAUAAAUACAUCAUUUCUCAGACUCCAAACGUGAUGCUUCUUAUUAGGAAAAACAUCAAUAUUUCUACAAAGAAGUCAUCGAGCGUUAAUGACGAAAAUUCUAGACCUAAUUUCGGAAUUAACUUGUUAAUGUAUCGAAUUAUAGACGUAGGUAUAAGAGUAAGAACAGUUUGUGGAUUAACAAUCCUUAUUUAUCGCAGCCCAUUUCAAGCAAAAUAUUGCUAAAGUAGUGUUUAGUAUUUUUAAAGUUUGAUUCUUUUUAAACGAAACGAAAUUACUAUAUUUAUAAAAGAUAUAUUGACGGAAAUUUAAAAAACACUACUUCAAGUCUCUCCAAUAAAAUAUGCGAGAAAACUUAAACUACCAUUCCAUCAUGAAUUAUUUGUGUGUAUAUAUUAUGUAACCAUUCCGUCGUGAUUUAUUUUGUGUGUAUGUAUUAUGUAACCAUUCCGUCGUGAUUUAUUUUGUGUGUAUAUAUUAUGUAACCAUUCCGUCAUGAUUUAUUUUGUGUGUAUAUAUAUUAUUUUACCUUGUAGACGAAUUCAUGCAUGGUAUAAACAGCUAUUCGAUUUUCAUCAUUGUUGUUAUUCUCUUUUGAAGCCUGUGUUUAAUUGUAGCUCUUGUAGAAUAUUAUUUUGUACUGCUGAUAACUAAAAGCCAGAUUGGAAUUUCUUAAUUCAUAUCCAUUAACUUUCGUUUUUGUUUAAACCUCUCAAGAAUAAAUUAUACAUCUUUUUAGCAGUAUUAGUUUACCGUGCUUACUCCAAAUUUUACAUUGUGUUGUUAGUGUUAACAUUAAUUUAUUUCUUAGUGUAACAACUAUGUAUAUAUAUCGGAUGUGCUGUAAAUCAUGAAUCGGUGGUUAACUAAUGAAUGUUUUACUCUACGCUUGUAGUGUGUCAGAUAUGAAUAACGCUUCAAAUGGUUAUAAUUACACUUAUUGCCUUCUUACUGACCCAAUAAGGCCAAAAGUUAUAUCAAAAAAGUAAACAAACCCACCUCCUCCAAGGCCAAAACAUAUAUCAAAAAGUACACAAACCCACCUCCUCUAAGGCCAAAACUUAUAUCAAAAAGUACACAAACCCACCUCCUCCAAGACCAAAACUUAUAUCAAAAAGUACACAAACCCACCUCCUCCAAGACCAAAACUUAUAUCAAAAAGUACAUAAACCCACCUCCUCCAAGACCAAAACUUAUAUCAAAAAGUACACAAACCCACCUCCUCCAAGGCCAAAACAUAUAUCAAAAAGUACACAAACCCACCUCCUCCAAGGCCAAAACUUAUAUCAAAAAGUACACAAACCCACCUCCUCCAAGGCCAAAACUUAUAUCAAAAAUUAUACUUUCAACGAUUCCUUUAAAAUUCAAUAACUUCGAUUACUGUUUCAAAAAAAAAACGUAUUUUAUGUUCAAUGUAAUUUCUUUUGGCUGUUUCAUUUUUAACGUUAGUACUCUUAAACUUUUUAACGCCAUUUCUUUAGUUAUUCGUUGUUUUUCAACAUUAUAUAUUUUUGUUAUCAUUUUCAGUACGUUUUCUUCUUAUUGUUAAUUUAUCACUUUUAUUGUCACUCAUUUCAACAUUAUUUCUUUUUGUUAUUCCUUUUCAGCAAUUUCUUUCCAAGUCCUGUCCAUUUUAGCGUCACUUUGUUUGAUAAUUUUUAAGAUUAUUCAUGUAUCAAAAGCUUCUUUUUAUCUGUGUUAUUACUUUGAGAUAUUUGACUGUUACUAUACUUAUAAUGAUAGAUAAACAGAGACACUCGGCUACGUCGGUUCCUUGUAGUUUAGUUCAAAAAAUUCAACUUAGUUACACGGGAAUAUAAAAUGUAUAAUAUACUCAUACUGAACAAAAAGAUAUAUUUCAAUAAAUUUUGAAACAUAUACCGGUAAUUUGUGCAAUAGUACAUUCUAGCAACAAAACAUAAGUCAGCUUAAAGUAAAAAUAAUCGGAAUUAUUGUGAUAAUAUUAUUCCUGUGUUCGUUAGUAACCUGUGCCCUAUUUCAGUCGCAGGUA
This is a messenger RNA of Limulus polyphemus (Atlantic horseshoe crab), 5271 nucleotides long. RefSeq names its product delta and Notch-like epidermal growth factor-related receptor. Bases 407 to 2167 code for a protein of 586 amino acids. The transcript is spliced from 10 exons. The record is from RefSeq and is a predicted model, not a curated record. Gene Ontology annotation, molecular function: calcium ion binding. Lineage: Eukaryota; Metazoa; Arthropoda; Merostomata; Xiphosura; Limulidae.